CAUCACGUCACAUUUGCAAAUAAGUUUCCAUUUGGUGCGGAGCUUUUUGGGGACCUUGAGCUCAACAAAGAUACAAGAGGCCUCGGGACCAAUAUUUGUUGUAUUUAAAGCAACUAUUCUCGGCAAAUCCCAGAUCACGACCUUUCGUCUGCGCGCAACACACAAACAUUACUACCAAGUGUCUCCAGGGUCGUAAAUUAUUCGUUAUUUUACCGCGUUCUCCCUCAUCCGUGUACUCGUGCACGCCAAAAUCCCACAAUCAAUAGAGAUGGCGGCAUCACUACUUUCAUAUGUGCCGCUCGUCAACCGGCUGGUUCCCCAGGAGGAGCCACUUGAAAUCAAGCUCGAACCAGUCGAGGUGCACAACGUCGAAACGGCGGCAGAGAAGCGGCCUAGAACGCUAAAGCAUCUCCUCCGUGCAAAUCACGUGAACCACGCCAUCAUCUACCACGAUCUCGAGUUCGACAAUCACAUGCCCCACAUACUCUGCUCGGCGUACAUUCUGGGUGCAGAUGUGGCCAAGCUGCAUGAGAUUUACGACGUCCAGAGCAAGGAGCUCGAGCCGUGGACCGACUCGCCAGCCGAGAUUGUAGAGGAUGACUGGAGGGACUUUCUCGGGGAUAGGCUGUACCAGAGGGCCUACAUUGACUUUUUCGAGGACAACUUGGCUUUCGAGCAUAGUUAUGACUGGAAGAAGGUCGUGGCCAAGUACAUGUUUGAGGGAGAGGAACCAUUGGUCAACGGGCUGAUUGGAGGGCUGGCUCAUCCAUUAAUCCAUCUCGGAUAUGCCUUCGAGAUGGACAACCGGGAAAUUGCCAUCGAGGCCCUGGGCAUGGCCGCAGUGCAGUACAACUUUUUGCACCAGUACACCGACGACCGCUCCUACACCAAACCGUCACCAUUUUCGUCAACGAACCCCUCGGAGUUGAUCGAGCGGCUUUCUGCCGAUAAGCGCUUUGACGGUCUUUUCAACGAGCCGGGCUUCGCAAACUUUGAGACCGUCUUCCAGAAACACGAGGACCUGCUGCUGGAGUACUGGAACGCGUGGGAGAUACGAGACGACCCCCUGCGGCAGUUCCGCGAAUCCCAGGAGCUGGCCGUCAACCUGCUCAUGGCUACGGUGCGGCCCGGAACGCACUCAUACAGCUUCUUCGUGGUGCACCUGCUGACCAGCAGUCACGCCGUGAGGAUACUGCUGCCUUACGUCCCGGCCAAGUUCCACGUGGGCCUGGUGAGGCAGUGGUGGCUGCUAACGCUGGCCGUCUACAUUGCAAUGAUGCGGCCAAAGAUUGUGGAGGACGAUGUGCCCCAGACGACCAAGGGGUGGGGUUAUGUGGAGGAGCAGGCCAUCACGUCGAGGUGGUCGACUGAUUCUCACUUUGUCAAGGGUAUCCGAGCCAUCAGGGAAGCAUCACGGACGUGGGGAGAUGUUCACAACAGGUAUCUGAACGCGGCUGUGAGAUUUGUUGAUGAUUUCGAGGGCUGGGUCUUCUGAGAUUUUCCUAAGCAGAACGAGGAGAAAUGACUUAAAAUGCCCUGGAAUUCGAUUCGUGACAAUUAUUAUCGUGCUCAGUGCACUUUUUGUCCACCUAUAAAUGUAAAAUACCCAUCGUAUGUAUGACGAACUUAUAAGAGUGGCAAUGGAAGCUGCAUGGAGUAUGGAGUACAGUACUACAGUGCUUGCAUUGCUCCACAGUGCCUAGAACCCCGCUUCCAGUUGUAUGGAGCUCCUGUUUAGGUACUUCGGUGGAUUCCCAAUUAUGGUAACAUCAUUGGAGCCUGACAUAUAUUUUCACUGUACGCUUUCACGCGAAA
This is a messenger RNA of Pyricularia oryzae 70-15, 1815 nucleotides long. RefSeq lists its product as uncharacterized. Gene Ontology annotation, molecular function: oxidoreductase activity. The coding region runs from base 269 to 1495 and encodes 408 amino acids. NCBI's taxonomy places the organism in Eukaryota, Fungi, Ascomycota, Sordariomycetes, Magnaporthales, Pyriculariaceae. The transcript has 3 exons. The record is from RefSeq and is a predicted model, not a curated record.